GUCAGUGUCAGAAUCAGCUGAUUAUAUUAUAAACAAAGCCUCCCAUCGGCAAGAAAAAUAUGUCCUCACCACCGGACGACCGAAGCUACUUGGAACUCUCUGAGGAACCCGUGAGGUUCGAACCAGUGAACCAGUUAACAAACGUGUUCUUCGAUGACUCCAACAAGGACGUGUUCACCGUAAGGUCGGGGGGUGUGAUGGGGGUGGUGGUAAAGGGCCCCCGUGAAGACUAUAAGCCCCUGAAUUUCCGUAUGGAGGACCGCGGCACGGUACUAUCGAUAAAACUCUCCUUGGACCAUAAGAUCUUGGCGGUCCAAAGGACUAAUAGUUCCGUGGAGUUUAUGAACUUUAACCGGGAAAGUUUGGAUGCCGAGUAUUCGGUCAGUUGCAAGAAGAACUGUAACGUUUUGGGGUUCGUUUGGGCGACUAUUAACGAGCUAGCCCUAAUCACCGACCACGGGGUGGAACUGUACACCCUAAACCCCGAGAAAAAAUCAGUGAAACAAGUGAAAACCCUCUCGGUUACCGUGCAAUGGUUCGUGUGGUGUCCCACCAAUAAAAUCGCCAUUUUGGCCUCGUCGCACGGCUCCCAACUGCAACCCGUCCUAAUAAAAGCCGGCACCAUCAAUAAACUACCGAAAGUCGAAACGGAACCGGGUCGCAUGGCCUUAGAACGGGACAUCACCCUGGCCACCCUUUACGACACCCCCGCGGUACUGAUCUUACGUCACCAGAGCGGCCCCCAGACCGCCGAGGUGCACGUCCACGUCCUUUCCGGGCCGGGACAGUCCCCCGUAAAGUCCCACGUACUAAAGUUGGGCCUGUCCGGACGUUUCGCCAUAAACGUCGUCGACGAUCUAAUUGUGGUGCAUCAUCAGGCGAGUAAAAAGUCUCAGAUCUUCGAUAUCGCUUUGCCGGGGGACUGUGACGGGACGGUACGGUACCACGUGGCCGUGGCGCCCCCCAAGUCCUUUAAAAGUACCGUUUUGACGUUGCCCGGAUUGGUGGAGCCCCAGAGGCACGAGUGUGAACUCUAUUCCCCCAAUUGGGUGGUCUUCCAGCCGAACAUCGUGAUCGACGCGAAACUGGGCUGCCUGUGGCACAUCAAACUUCGCCUCCAGGAACUGUGCGAGGAAAUCCGGGACCUGGAGGUGUGCACCCGGGUUCUACUGAAACGCCACGAAGGCAAACCCGUUUUACUUAAGCUCCUUUUGGACGCGAUCAACGGUCCCAGGCCGCCCCUGGACGCCCUACAGCCGGUCUUCAACCACGUCAACUUCGUGUAUAGGGAGUGGGUGGAAACGGAGCUGCAGAGUCAGUCGGGAGCGCCCCCGGGGGCCCCCUUGAGCCCCCCUUUGGCCAAUAGGAAACGGCCCCGGGUGCUCAUCGAUCAAAACGUCAUGGUCGACGAGAUUUUUCAAAAAAUCACCGGGGAUAUCGAGAGGGGGGUUCUUCUGGCUUACGUGAGUUCGUUGGCGGAGUUCGGGAUCCCCGCCCAGUUCGGGUUGAAUCGGAUGUUGGUCACUAAUUUGGCGAAACAAAAGAAGUUUACGGCGCUACAGCAGCUGUUGCAGUACGGGGUGAUAGCGGACAGUAAACCGAUGGCGGUGCUGUUGUUAUCUCUGGGCAAUAUGCAUCCCUCUAGUAAACAGAUGGCGCUCGAUAUGCUCGCGAGGCUCAAGGCCAACGAGGAAAUACAAGAAGUACUACUUAGCGAUGGACAAGUGUUGUCCGCCCUAAAACUCGCCAAAGAGGAGGCGAACGUUCGCAAAUAUUUAACGGCCGCCAGAAACAGUCGAAAUCCCAAUUUACUGCACAGCGUCCUGUUCUACUUCAGGAACCAUCCGCGGUUUUCCAAUUUACUGCAGAACGAUGAGCGUCUUCACGAGUUUAUCAGGGACUAUAACGCGAUUUUUGAUGGUUAAGUCUUGUUUUGAAAAUUAAUGUGAAAUUAUAAAUUAAAUUGUUAAAGUAGA
Molecule: messenger RNA, 1976 nt
Organism: Anthonomus grandis grandis
Lineage: Eukaryota; Metazoa; Arthropoda; Insecta; Coleoptera; Curculionidae
Gene: Bulli
Product: regulator of MON1-CCZ1 complex
Exons: 9
Coding region: 60-1925 (621 amino acids)
Biological process (GO): regulation of autophagy
Cellular component (GO): late endosome membrane; lysosomal membrane; Mon1-Ccz1 complex
Source: RefSeq, a predicted model, not a curated record